Sardina pilchardus (European sardine) is the source of this 4887-nucleotide messenger RNA. It is a transcript of the gene ptk2aa, whose product is annotated as protein tyrosine kinase 2aa. Gene Ontology annotation, biological process: signal complex assembly; protein phosphorylation. The transcript has 32 exons. The record is from RefSeq and is a predicted model, not a curated record. The coding region runs from base 193 to 3594 and encodes 1133 amino acids. Gene Ontology annotation, cellular component: cytoskeleton; focal adhesion. Gene Ontology annotation, molecular function: protein tyrosine kinase activity; ATP binding. Lineage: Eukaryota; Metazoa; Chordata; Actinopteri; Clupeiformes; Clupeidae.
CGCCGUGUCGGCGGGCAUUGUGAUAGACAGGACAUGACGUGUGUCAGAGGAAAGAGGUGUGUGUGUGUGUCUGUCCAAGAGAGAAAGAACAGAGAGAGACACAGAACAGGAGAGACAGAGAAGACCGUCUAGAAAGGGACUUUUUUGGGGGCUGCUGUCUAAACCGUAGCCAAAACACCCCAUGAGGACUACAUGAGUCUGACAGCUGCGACACUGGCUCCUGCUGCCUCAGGAGAAGUCGUUCGCCUCUCCUUGUCUUCCUCUCGUUUUUCUGGGGACGCUCAUCCCAUGUAUUCAGAAGGCUACGGCUGCUUCUCCCCGCGACAUUCCAAAGUGCCAUGCGUUUGCUGGCCCUUCAUGCUCAAAGAAUAUGACAGACACCUAGCACACAACAAAGGCAUGGCGACGGCGGCGUACCUGGACCCUAACCUGAACCACGCGCUGGCCGCGGGCGCCAAGUCGCGCCUCAGCACGGGCACCGAGCGAGCCCCGGCGGCGCCCGACCGCGUCCUCAAGGUCUUCCACCACUUCGAGAACAACAGCGAGCACAGCACGUGGUCCAGCAACAUCAGGCAUGGAGACGGCACUGAUGUGCGGGGCAUCAUCCAGAAGAUUGUGGACAUCCACAAGGUGAAGUGUGUGACGUGCUUCGGGCUGCGCCUCAGCCAUGUGCAGUCGGGCGAGGUGCACUGGCUCCACCCGGACAUGGGCGUGUCCCACGUGAGGGAGAAGUACGAGCAGAACAGGCCUCAGGACGAGUGGAGGUAUGAGUUACGGAUUCGCUACCUGCCAAAGGGAUACCUGAAUCAGUUCACUGAAGACAAGCCCACACUCAACUACUUCUAUCAGCAAGUGAGGAAUGACUACAUGGUGGAGUUUGCCGAUCAGGUCGAGCAAGACAUUGCACUUAAGCUUGGAUGCCUCGAGAUUCGGAGGUUCUUCAGAGAAAUGAGGGGAAACGCCCUGGACAAGAAAUCAAACUAUGAACUAUUAGAGAAAGACGUGGGCCUCAGAAGAUUCUUUCCCAAGAGUUUGCUGGAUUCCGUGAAGGCCAAGGCACUGCGCAAACUGAUCCAGCAGACCUUCAAGCAGUUUGCCAACAUGAACGACGAGCAGAGCAUCCUCAAGUUCUUUGAGAUCCUGGCACCGGUCUACAGAUUUGAUAAAGAGUGUUUCAAAUGUGCUCUCGGGUCGAGCUGGGUGAUCUCUGUGGAGCUCGCCAUUGGGCCAGAGGAAGGAAUCAGCUACCUGACCGACAAAGGCUCAACGCCAACACAUCUUGCCAACUUCACGCAGGUGCAGAGCAUCCACUACUCGUGCCUGGACGACAAGGAGCGCAAAGGCAUGCUGCAACUCAACGUGGCUGGAGCCCCUGAGCCUCUCACAGUGACCACGCCGUCCUUCCCCAUAGCGGAGAACAUGGCCGACCUGAUAGACGGCUACUGUCGGCUGGUCAACGGCACCGCGCAGUCCGCCAUCGUCCGGCCCCAGAAAGAGGGUGAGAGAGCGCUUCCAUCAAUACCCAAGGUCGCCAACAACGAGAAGCGGAUCGAGGCGGUCCGAACUGGGGUGCGGGCCAUCUCUGUGUCAGAGGAUUGUAGUGGGGAUGAAACGGACGACUAUGCGGAGAUCAUAGACGAGGAGGAUACCUACACCAUGCCCUCCACCCGAGACUAUGAGAUCCAGAGGGACCGGAUCGAGCUGGGCCGCUGUAUCGGAGAGGGCCAGUUUGGAGACGUCCAUCAGGGGGUGUACUCCAGCACGGAGAAUCCCACAGGAGAAUCGGUGGCCAUUAAGACCUGCAAGAACUGCACCUCUGACAGCGUCCGUGAGAAGUUCCUACAGGAAGCCUUGACCAUGAGACAGUUUGACCAUCCCAACAUCGUGAAACUGAUCGGAGUCAUCACAGAAAACCCUGUUUGGAUCAUCAUGGAGCUGUGCACUAUGGGAGAGCUGAGGUCUUUCCUACAAGUCAGGAAGUACAACCUGGACCUGGCCACGCUAAUACUCUUUGCGCAUCAGCUAAGCACAGCACUUGCCUAUCUGGAGAGCAAGCGGUUUGUGCACAGGGACAUUGCUGCCAGAAAUGUUCUUGUGUCUUCCACCGACUGUGUGAAACUGGGGGACUUUGGGCUCUCUAGAUACAUGGAGGACAGCUCCUACUACAAAGCUUCCAAAGGGAAACUGCCCAUCAAAUGGAUGGCCCCAGAGUCCAUCAACUUCAGGCGAUUCACCUCUGCAAGUGACGUGUGGAUGUUUGGUGUGUGCAUGUGGGAGAUCCUCAUGUACGGCAUCAAGCCCUUCCAGGGCGUGAAGAACAACGACGUGAUUGGGCGCAUCGAGAACGGCGAGCGGCUGGCCAUGCCGCCCAACUGCCCUCCGACCCUCUACAGCCUGAUGACCAAGUGCUGGGCCUACGACCCCAGCAAGAGGCCCCGCUUCACCGAGCUCAAGACCCAGCUCAGCACCAUCCUGGAGGAGGAGAAGGCCCAGCAGGAGGAGAGGAUGAGGAUGGAGAUGAGGAGGCAGGUCACCGUCUCCUGGGACUCGGGAGGCUCCGACGAGGCUCCCCCUAAACCCAGUAGACCUGGUUAUCCCAGUCCCCGCUCCAGUGAGGGCUUCUACCCCAGCCCCCAGCACGCUGGCCAGCUCAACCAUUAUCAGGUCUCUGGCUACCCCACGCCGCACAGCAGCAUGUCCUCCAUGCCCAGUGGGGGCUACCCCGCUCAGGCCUCCGUCCUGGACCCCCACGACUCCUGGAACCACCACCGGCCACAGGACGUCCCCAUGUGGUCCCCCAACGUAGAGGACGGAGGGGCUCUGGACAUGCGGGGGCUUAGCCAGGCGCUGCCCCCCCACCUGAUGGAGGAGCGUCUGAUGAUGCAGCAGCAGCAGAUGGAGGAGGACCAGCGCUGGCUGGAGCAGGAGGAGAGCUUCUUGAAGCCGGAAUCCAGGAACUCGAGGGGCAGCUUUGACCGCGAGGAUGGCAGUCUCCAGGGCCCUACGGGAAACCAGCACAUAUACCAGCCCGUGGGGAAGCCAGAGCAUGCAGCUCCCCCCAAGAAGCCUCCUCGGCCUGGGGCUCCCGGCAUGGGCAGCCUGGCCAGCCUCAACCCCACCGACAGCUACAACGAAGGAGUCAAGAUACAGCCUCAGGAGAUCAGUCCGCCACCCACAGCAAACCUGGACCGCUCCAACGACAAGGUGUACGAGAACGUGACGGGCCUGGUGAAGGCCGUCAUCGAGAUGUCGAGUAAAAUCCAGCCGGCUCCGCCCGAGGAGUAUGUACCCAUGGUGAAGGAAGUGGGUCUGGCCCUGAGGACCCUACUGGCCACUGUGGAUGAAACUAUUCCCAUCUUACCCUCCAGCACACACAGAGAGAUCGAGAUGGCCCAGAAGUUGUUGAACUCUGACCUGGGCGAGCUGAUCAACAAGAUGCGCCUCGCCCAGCAGUACGUGCUCACCAGCCUGCAGCAGGACUACAAGAAGCAGAUGCUGACGGCCGCGCACGCGCUGGCCGUGGACGCCAAGAACCUCCUGGACGUCAUCGACCAGGCCCGGCUCAAGAUGCUCGCCCAGUCCCGACCGCACUAGCCAAGCCGAGCCGAGCCCGCCAGCUUCCCCGCGAGGGGGCCUAACGAGGUGUUUUCUCAGCAGGGGGAGGAAGGGAAAGGGGUCCCGAGCAGGACAGCACCAGAGACAAACACCCUGCUGCGACGUCGGGGGUGGCUUUAGGAGUGGAGCACUGGAGCUUUUCAAGUGCAAGGACUUUCAGUGCAAAGAAAGGACAGGACUUUGCCCAUUUCUCAUUCCGCUCCCUUUUGUUUGUUUGUUUGUUUGUUUGUUUGUUUUGAACACUUGGACUCCUGAGCUGCUUCUCCAUGCACACAACUGCUGGAGAUCCACAGCCAAACGCAAAUGAACUUGUCGUUUUUACUCUUUUUCUUCUGCCUCGUCUUUGUUCGUGAUGAUUCUUUUUUUGUUUGUUCAAAUUCCAUUUGUUAUCCUGAGGUGAUUUUUAUUGCAGUUGGAAGCGAGUCACCCUUCCUUCCUCCCCAUCAGUGCAAAAAUUCUAGCUGGAAAGCAGCGUUAACUGGAACCCAUGAAGGAACUCUUUCUUUUUUGUUUUUUCCAUUGCUGUCGAGUUCUGGGCAGUCCCAAAGUUUGACACUUUUGUUGUAUCUAUUCAGACACAUUUCUUUUUUUUUUUUUUUUAAAUGACCAAUAGUAUCUCAGCCUAUAUGCUAGUCCCUGCAUUCUGGAUUUAAAAGUAUCUAUUUUGGAGGCUCACUAUUUCAAUGCUCUUAUCCCCCUGUUGUAUAGGCUCAGGGGUAACCUCAACAAUGUAUGGGAAUACGUAUUUCCUUACUGAACAAAUAUCACACCACUUUUAAGUUAACUAAUAAGAGUAUACAAAUAAAUAUAUUUUUAAGCAGCCAGAAGUUCUGAGGUGAACGUCGUUGUCAACUAUUAGCCUAUUACCUUUUUGUUGGAUGGGCCCCUUAAGGAGACGGGUCUGUGCGGCGAGUGGAUGGUUCAAGUUUCGGGACGGAGAUGAAGAAACCCUGAACACAUCACUGCAUGAAGGGCCCAGGCAGUGGCCAAGAAAAGAAGAGCACAUCACUGCAAGAACCAGAUUCUUAAUUUGCAAAUUCCCUCCCGAUAAAAGCAUUUUACUUGACGUAUAUUUAAGCCAUGUUUCAUAUUUGACAAACCUUUUUGUUACUUCCCUUGACAAGAGGGUGGUUGAAGAUGUUUGGUUCACUCUCGUUCCCACAUGUACAGUACAAUCUAUUAAUGAGAUCACUAGUCGUUUUGGGUAUAAAUUAUUCUCAGGAAGAAUUGACUGUACAGCUUCUUUAACUAAUAAAAAAUGUGUUAUCGUUA